This is a messenger RNA of Ilex paraguariensis (yerba mate), 1098 nucleotides long. The record is from the annotation of a GenBank genome assembly. NCBI's taxonomy places the organism in Eukaryota, Viridiplantae, Streptophyta, Magnoliopsida, Aquifoliales, Aquifoliaceae.
AUGAAACCAAAGCUGCUUUUGUUGAUACUAUUGGCCAAUAUCGUCGCAAAUUUUUCAUCUCCUUUCAACAGUUCUAUUACGUUGACAGUAGUGAGUGACGAAGCCUACACAAAGUGGGUUAAACAAAUGGGUGGUGGUUGCUCUUUCAAGCACUCUGAUCUCUUCGACAGAGCAAAAAACAAGUUUAAACCUUGCAAAACCAUAAAAGUUGAUAAAAACCCAAGAUUAGGAGACUUUGUUUCGGUGCAAAAGGCUAUAAAUUCACUCCCACUCGUUAAUUUCUGCCGGGUUGUUAUCUCCAUUAGUGCAGGGACUUACAGGGAAAAGGUUGAAAUUCCGGCAACCAUGUCGUACGUUUGCCUGGAAGGAGCUGAUGCAGAGAAGACGAUAAUCCAGUGGGACGACACGGCGGACCGGAUUGGACAGAAUGGGCAGCCAUUGGGAACCUAUGCGUCUGCAACAUUUGCCGUUAAUUCUCCUUACUUCAUCGCCAAAAAUAUCACCUUCAAGAAUAAUGCUCCAUCACCACCAUCAGGCGCCCUCGGAAAGCAAGCGGUAGCCCUACGAAUCUCGGCCGACACGGCGGCUUUCAUAAGUUGCAGGAUAAUCGGAGCACAAGACACCCUUUAUGAUGACAGAGGCAGACACUACUUCAAAGACUGUUACAUCCAAGGUUCUGUGGAUUUCAUCUUCGGCAACGGCCUCUCACUCUACGAGAGAUGCCAUCUACAUGCCAAAACCAAUAGCUAUGGAGCCUUGACAGCCCAGAAGAGGGAGAGCUCGCUUGAGGAAACGGGCUUCUCCUUUGUUCAUUGCAGGGUUACAGGGUCAGGUGCACUCUACCUGGGCAGGGCCUGGGGAAGUUUCUCUAGGGUGGUCUUUGCUUAUACUUACAUGGAUAAAAUCAUCACCCCUAGAGGGUGGUACAAUUGGGGAGACAAGACCAGGGAAAUGACGGUAUUUUAUGGGCAAUUCAAGUGUUCAGGACCAGGGUCUGAUUUUGGAGGGAGGGUGUCAUGGUCCAGGCAGCUCACUCAACAAGAGGCUGAACCAUUUAUUUCGCUCGACUUCAUUGAUGGACACGAAUGGUUGUGCUAA